AUGUCAGAGGCUUGCGAUGGUAACAACGGAACCGACGUCGUGGUCCAGGUGGACAGCCCGAACGUCCAAUACUCCAAGGAGUACAUCGAGUCCACCGUCGAUUAUCCUGUCAACUACGCCAUCGAUCAGGACAACACAAUUGUGGUAAAUACUAAAUAUACCCUUAGGUCCGUCGAGAUCGUUAUUAUUAUUAAGUUAUUAUAUAUUGGUUAUAGGUACCUACACUAAUAAAAUAUUUAAAUCUAUAUAAACAACUUAAUGGGCCUAGACCAUCUACUACAUUCGAUAGUUUUUAUUCAAAUAAUAAUGCAAUAUUAUGCAGUGUUUUAAUGAGGGAACGGGGGAAUAUUAAAUUACAAAUUUGAACAAAUAGUUUGAUAAGCCAAUAGUACUAUCGAAUCAUUUGUUAACCUUGUUAACUUAUCAAAUAACUCGAUAGUUUCCAUUAAAUUGUAUAUAUCACUAUAAACAAUUGGGCAAGUUUUAUAAACAUUUCGGUGCUCGAUUUGAAAAAAUGAAAGCACAGAGACUAUGAGAGAUAAAAAAUAAUAAGCGUCCCUUGCAAUUAUUGAACUAAACCCGCCAUGCCUCUCAAACCAAUUUUAAAACGUAAUUCUAUAAUUCACAAUUUUCGAAAAUAAACAAUACCUACUGCAGAGUGUAGGCUAACUGUUGCAUACAAUAUUAGAUAUUAUUUAUUUUACUAUUUUAGAUUUUAAUAUGAUGGUUACUACUAUGAAUCUAUUAGUUUUUUUUUUUUUUUGCAAGUGAACACCUUUUCUACCAGAAAUCUUGCUCCAAUCAUCAACUUUAGAGGUGAUGGUUUUUAGUAAAAAUUGUUGUCUUGUUGGUGCAACAAGGAGGUUAUUUUUUGAUUUUCUUUGUAAUAUUAUUAAUUAUGAGAAAACCCUUAAAAUAAACAUCGGGAAAACUUGUUUAUGUUUUACUCUAUUUUGUUUAUUCAUUGAAAAAUAAUCUUAGAGGUAGGAAAUUUCAUUGAGUAUAUUUAUAUAAUAGAUAUAGUUUUUUCGGUGAAUGAACAAAUAGGACCCGGAUCAUUUAGAUCCCAAUCAUACCUUUUGUAACAGUAUCGAUCUAGUUGUCUCGGGGUGAAAUUAUGGUGUCUUGAUCUAAAAGUCCAGAUAUCCAAAUAAUAUCAGUAUGUACAAUCAUCAUAAUAGCUGGUAUGUCGUAAGUAUGUAGGUAAAUAUUUGUUUGAACUUUCAAAUAAUAUACCUCUUUACAAUAAUUUUAACAAUAUGAACCUCGCACUUGUUAGAAUCCUGAACUAGUGUCAUUUUGGUAACACAAUGUAUUAUAUAGUCAUGAAAUUAGAAGAAUAAUAUGGCAUAAACGGUAAAUUGGGCAUUAAUUUUACGCGUAUCCAAUUCUUUAGAAAAAUAUUCUCUUUUCGAAUUUGUGUAAAAAGGUAGGGCACUAAUCAAAUUUAUAUUUAUAAACCACAAAUUGAGAUAGCUUAAUGGUAAUGGCCAAUAUAAUAAGGUAGGUAGUUAGGUGGGUAAUUUUAAAUUAAUUGUACCUACCUAUAAUAUAAAACAUAAGUAAUAUGAAUAAAUACGAAAUUUUGAAAAUGCCACCAAUAUCUAAUAAAUGGAUCCUUAUGGCCAAGAUCUAAAAAUGUUGUGGAUCUAAAUGACUCGGGACAAUAUUGUCCCGAGAUCUGAAUGUCUCUAACCUGAUAUAAAUUCUUAUCAGAAUAUUUACCGGAGUCUCGAUGACGCUGGAUCUAUUUGUCAUGCUCUCAGUAUUUUCCAGACAUGGUAAAAUUUUUAAAUCAUUCUGGCAAUUUCUCAGUUUUAGCUAUUUGUAAUUUUUUAGUUUUUCAGAAUUUUAAUUGGUUUUCUGUGAUUAAAAUUGUUUUGAUAAGUUACAAUUAGUGAGAAAAAAAUGUCUGUGUAAUGUUGUAUUUUUUUUUUUUUAUAAGCGCUUAAGGUUCAAAUUUGAAUGAAAAUAUUACAUUUUGAUUUGAUAAAAAUGCAAAAUAUAGAUCGUGUUUUUACGAUAAUAGGCAGUGGCGGAUCCUGGCGUUAUUCAAAGGGGGGGGGGGUAUUUUAUUUAAAAAAAAAAUACAUAUUUUGCAAACAACUAUUGAAGAAUUUAAGAAAUCCGUAAAUACAUGGUCCAAGGGGGGGGGGAGCGGGGUAAUCGCCAUAAAACAGUAGCACUUACAUUACAGUAUUAUUGAAGACGAAUUAUUCUCGGGGUCAUAUCAUUUGAAGUUAAACAACUAGCGCCCUCAUGGCACGCUAUGGUCAAAUAUACCUCCAGUGUUUAAAUUGUAUCAACAAACCAGUACACGCAUUACGGCGUUCUAUACAAAAAUAUAGCGUUAGGUGGGGAAAAUAUAAAUAUGAAAGAUUAAAAAUGAGACAAGUAUUCUAAUAAAACAAACCUAAUUUAAUAAAAAUAAUUAAUAAUAAUUAAAUUAAAUGUUAAAAAUACUAUAAUUAAUUAUUAUUAUUUCUCACAGAAUAUUUAUUUUCUCCACUGUCAAAUUCCCAUGUUUCCACAACAUCAUCAAAUGUACAGGGCAAAUUUUAGAAUUAUUUUUUGAUUCUAUGCCAAUUGCCUUUGGCAUACGAUGGAAUGCCAAAUAUUGUCUGUUUAGUUGGCACACAUAUAUUCGGCGACACAUAAUAUUUGUUUAUUAUUUUUGGUAGAAAAACUAAAAACAACCAACUUGAAUAAAAUAAUGUAUGUUUUGUAGUUUCGUACAUGAAGCAAUAGGCACAUUGUAGCACGGUAAUAGAAUGUAGAAAUGUACAAUACCCGUGGUAUAUCUAUAAAACGGUGCUUUGUAGUACAAAACAGACUAACCGUUACUAUUAACCGCUAGGUGUAUAAUUUGACCAUAGGUUCGAGUGAGAAAUUUUCGUCUUCAACUGAUAAGCUUUUGUUCCGUAUUCUGCAUAUCUUAAUUCGUAGUACCAACCUAUGUAUUUAAAAAAAAAAAAAAAACGAUAGGUACAUUAUUAUAUUUGUAUACACUAUAGCAAUGCAACAAAAAUUUUAUUUAUAGUAUGUUUUGUAUUUAUUAAUAGAUUAUAAAUAGACGGUGUUUGUGCAAAAGGGCUCAAGUACAAAAACUUUUACACUAAGAACAAUAUUGAAUUGAGCUCUUUUCACGAACUAAAUUUAAUUGGGUAUCACGACUCGUGAGAAACGCAAAAUAUUAAUAAUUUGAAAACAGGCCUACAUCUAGUUUAAACUAGAAAAUUCUCUGAUCAAUCCCACAUGGCGAUGACCUUGAAUCAAAUUAAUAAUUAUGAUACCCAAAGCGAUAAUAUCUGUAAUUAAUCAGUAAGUAGGUAUCUUGGUGACUACUUGACUAAGUACCGGUGAAUGGCGCUUGUUCGAAAAAUGAUAAGAACCAUUUUCGAAUACUUCACCCGGUUGCAUAUUAACAUACCGUACUGACAAACUGCACUCAGGGCACACGAAAUAAAAUACGACUACGUGAUUUUACACAAGAAAUCGGAGUUUAUUUUUGACUAAUUUUCUCCAUUUGCUUUGGCUCCAGACGAAACAAUCUUACAAUUAAAUGUAGCAUUAUGUAGUAUUCAAAUAUUAUAAAUUUUAAAUACCUAUAAUAUAAGGUGAUCAAUCUAUACACGUAACACACUCAUUAUCUUAGAAAGUAUUAAUUUUUUUCGGAAUUUGUUUUAUUAGAACAUUUAAGAAAAGAGAAACUCUACAAUUUUAGACAUUUUGUCUUCUUAAAGUACUACCCCAGUUAAAUUUUCUUUCAGAAAAGAAGCAAAAUGUCUGGUUGAUCAAAAAAUUGACACUAUUAUAAAACCAAUACAUUCCUCGUUUUGCUUAGAAAAUAAAAUUUUUUGCUAGGGUCCGGAUUUCAAAGCAAAAUUCAUUUUUUUUUUUUAGUGAUAGACAAUGCUUUUCAACUACAUAAUUUUAGUUCAUGUAACAGAGACUUUAAAGGUGAAACAUUUGUUUUACCUUUUUCAUUUUUUAGUCUUUUAUUCGUUUUAUUGCAUAAUUGUACAACAUACAAGUAUAAUAUAAUAUAGUAUUUGUACAUAAUAUGAUUUUCGUACCAAGUUUUAACAAUUUAAGUUUAACCAGUUCAAAAUAUUACUCAUGUUUUUCGGGUUUUCCAGUCAAUCAGUCAAAUACAGCGCCUCAGUCAAUACUAUCAGUCACAAAUCAAAUUUUUCAAUUUUCUGUUUUUUUUUUUUUUAAAUAAAAUAAAAUUUUUAUAAAUUAAACGUUAAAAUAAAAAAAUUAAAAAAUUUACAUGUCAUUUCUUAAGGAUAUUUUUAAUGUAAAAUGUAUUUUUUGUUUUUUUGAUGAUUUUGAGUGCAAUUAUUAAAUCCGAGCCCUUGUUAUUAAAUUUGUUGAAUUGUCUUGUUACACAAUAUAUAGCCAAUAUUUUGUUGAUUAAUCAGAAAAUUGAAUGUUUUGGUUUUGAUUAAAUCAAUUUAUAAUAUGUUGAAUAUCAUGUGGAUUAAAUUGGGAAUGGUCUGCCACUGAUGAUAUAUGGUUGUAUAAUGAAAUGUGUAUUGAAGAAAACUGCACCGCGAGAAAUGUUAAAUAAACGCAUGAUAUAUUCUGUGCUUGAAAUUCAUAAGUACAAACAAGUGUAUAUAUCUAAUAACUUAAUAUUAUUAUUAGUAUUAGUCAUUAGUAGAUUAUUGGUAUUAAUAGUUCUUUUAUUAAUAUCUAGGUACAACUGAUUAUUAUAAUUAGCAAAGAAAGUAUUUAUUUUACAAUUUUUAAGUACUAAAGUAAUUAAUUUGGGACUACCUAUAGUUGCUUUUUUACUACUUAAUUGUUUAUUGUUUUAUUAUAAUUAGCAAAAAAAAGAACUUACCUAUUUGUUUUAAAUGAUUAUAAUAAAAGUUGUUAAGCUGACUAUAUUUUAUGUGUUAUACAUAUUGUUUUGAUUUUAUAAACUUUUAUAUAUAUUACUAUAUAAGGUAAUAGAUGUAUACAACUAUCAAUUUUAUAUUGCCUAACUUUAUACAUUUGUAAUUAUGAGUUACAAUUUAAAAUAUAAUUAAAUUUUGAGCAAAAAUAAUAAUUUGUUCACUUACAUGAUUAACGUGUUCAUUCACUAGGAAAUGAUUUUUAUUUUUUGUUAAUUUAAUGUCUUAAAAACUAAUUAUAAUACAAAAUAUAUUUUAAUAACCUAAACCACCAAAAAUGACUAUUAUAUCACUAUGAAGAUUGAAAAAUGUUUGUUCAUUCAUUAAGAAGUUUAAGGAGCUCUACAAAUACUCAAGCACAAUGAGAAAAAUAAAAAAAGAAGAGUAGGUACUUUAGAUUGACUGCCUGGUGUAAGAAAAGAACUUUUCCAAACCUGGUACAUGCAAUUUGCAAGCAGGUAAAAACUGCUAAGACAUCCCAGGUUAAGGUGGAACAAUCAAGUUAUGUUAGUUAUGAGAAGAGUGGAACCCGAUACUGAUUGGUGAGUCUUGGUAAAGUGAUAGGAUUGCGUGUUGUUGUUUAACUGUUUGGUUUUGAAGGCAUGUAACUACAAAAAGAAAAAGAGAAAAAUGAUUAAUUCUGAUAUAUUUGAAAGUUUCUUAAGCCAAAAAUUAAUUUCUGUUAAUUUUUUAACCACAUAACUUAAAUAAGUUAUUUUGUGAAAAAACUAAAUUACAAUGUUUACAUUAAAAUUUUUUAACCUAAUGAUAUUAUCUUUUACAUGAUUAUGUUUAAUAAGUUAAUUAAGUUGAUUUAAAAAAUUGAAUCUAAUAAAAUGUUUACAUUUUUGGUAGAUCAAGCCUACUAUAACUAAAAUCAAGAUUCGCACCAAAAGAACUGUUCCUAAAACCGGGUUAAUGAUGGUAGGUUUAGGUGGUAACAAUGGUACUACUUUAACUGCAGGGAUCUUUGCAAACAAAUACGGUUGUUCAUGGGAAACAAAAUUGGGUGUCAAGUAUCCAAAUUGGUUUGGUUCAAUAACCCAAUCAUCUACAAUACGUAUUGGUAUGGAUGCAAGUGGCAAAGACGUAUAUGUUCCAUUAAAAAGUUUAGUACCCAUGAUCAACCCUAAUGAUAUAGAAAUUGAUGGUUGGGAUAUUUCAUCUAUGGACCUAGGUCAAGCCAUGAAGAGAGCAAAAGUAAAAUAACAAAAUAACUAUUUCUAUUUAAAUAUAAUUAAAAAUAUAUUUCAUAAUUUUGUAUUUAUUGUUUUUUAUUUAGGUGUUGGAUAUUGAUUUACAAAAUAAAUUAAUGAAAUUUAUGUCUGGUAUUAAGCCCCGGCCAUCAAUUUACAUUCCUGACUUUAUAGCUGCUAAUCAGUUAGACCGUGCUGAUAAUAUAAUUAAAACCGAAAGUAAAUCAGAAGCACUAGAUCAAAUCAGAACAGAUAUCAAGGAUUUUAAAAAAAGUAAAAAUUUGGACCAGGUGAUUGUUUUAUGGACAGCCAAUACUGAACGAUUUAGUGAAGAAAUCAAAGGACUUAAUGACACAUCAGAUAACCUUUUAAAAUCAAUCUGCAAAAAUGAAUCAGAAAUCUCACCAUCUACAUUAUUUGCUGUUGCUUCAAUUUUGGAAGGAGUAUGAAUUUUUUUUUAUUGAGUUUUAAGAGCUGAUAUUGAUUUAUUUUUCUCUUAAAAACUUUAGUGUACUUAUAUAAAUGGAUCACCAUCAAACACUUUUGUGAAAGGUGUAGUAGAAUUGGCUGAGAAAAUGGGUGUACAUAUUGCUGGGGAUGAUUUCAAAUCGGGCCAAACAAAACUGAAAUCUGUUAUUGUAGACUUCUUGGUUACAGCUGGCAUUAAACCAGUAUCCAUUGUAAGCUAUAAUCAUUUAGGAAACAAUGAUGGUUAUAAUUUGUCCGCUCCUCAACAAUUCCGCUCAAAAGAGAUUUCUAAAAGCAAUGUGGUCGAUGAUAUGGUUCAGUCAAAUAGUAUUCUAUACAAACCAAACGAAAAACCAGAUCACUGUGUUGUAAUUAAGUAUGUGCCAUAUGUUGGUGAUUCCAAAAGGGCAAUGGAUGAAUAUACAUCAGAAAUAUUUUUGAAUGGUCUUAAUACAUUAGCCAUACAUAACACAUGUGAAGAUUCACUAUUGGCAUCUCCGCUUAUAUUGGAUUUACUUAUACUGGCUGAUGUAUUUACCAGAAUUGAGAUUGGAUCAGAUAGUAUGGACUAUACACCUUUGCAUCCAGUGUUUUCUGUGUUGUCAUAUUUACUUAAAGCACCUGUUGUGCCAAAAGGUAAAUCAAUCGAUAAUAAUGUUAUAUUAUCAACAACACUAAAUAAAUUAUAUUUGUUCUGUUAUAGGGGCUCCAAUAGUUAAUUCACUUUUUCGUCAACGAGCAUGUAUUGAAAACAUACUCAGAGCAUGUUUGGGAUUACCAGCUGAAAACAAUAUGUUGUUAGAAUAUAUGUUACCAGCCAAAGUUUUUGUACAUUUUGAAAAAGAAGACCAAAAGAACUCAACUUCUAGAAAAUGUUAA
Cinara cedri is the source of this 7450-nucleotide messenger RNA. The record is from the annotation of a GenBank genome assembly. Lineage: Eukaryota; Metazoa; Arthropoda; Insecta; Hemiptera; Aphididae.